AUGUUGGUAACUAUUGGAACUAUAGUUGACCUUGUGGUGACCUUUAACGAGAGAAGGCAAAAAAGCAGUAACAGCUAUGUGAUAUUGGUUGAGGAUAAUGAAACGACGGGUAGAACAAGUGUACUGUCGAACGAGACAUCAUCCUCAGGCCAGAUACAGAGUCAACGACUGAACCCACCACAACCAAAUAGGGGAAAGAUUUGUCAGGUCGCAGUGGCUUUUUCUAUAGUGACCAAUACAAGAAAACUGCUGUCCACUUCUACCUCCUCUGGUCAUCUUACAUCUCUCAACGGCAUGCGUGUGUUGAGUAUGUUCUGGAUCAUACUUGGACACACUUACCUCUUUGCGAGUUUAGGAAUGACUGUAGAAAAUUCUUUAGCAGCAGUGAAGAUUAUACAGCGAUUCUCCUUCCAGGCCAUUAUCAAUGCCACUGUGUCAGUAGACACCUUCUUCUUCAUGAGUGGAUUACUGGUGACCUACCUGUAUUUGAAGAAUAGACAGGAGAGCACAGAUUCUUUUAAUUGGGUGCUGUUCUACUUUCAUCGGUACUGGCGACUGACCCCAGUGUAUGCCUUCUGUAUCAUGAUCUGGGGUUCUCUAUUCUUUCACACCCUGAGAGGGCCGAUGGCAGUGUGGAGGUCCACCCCACAGACUCAGGCUCUUAUCAAUGAGUGCUCCAAGUCGUGGUGGGCAAACAUUCUCUAUAUAAACAACUACUACCCAUACUCUGGUGAUAUCAAUCAACAGUGUAUGGGAUGGUCCUGGUAUUUAGCCAAUGAUAUGCAGUUUUAUAUCAUCAGUCCCAUCAUCCUGAUUCUUCUGUAUCGGUAUCGUAAAAUUGGCUUCGCAGUGUGUGGAGGUUUGAUUGGAGCAUGUAUCUUUAUUCGUGCAAUGACAGCUUUUGAAUUUGGAAUUCAUGUGCCAAACCAAGCAGUCACAAAACACAAGGAUAAUUACUAUGGUCAGCAUGCUCCUCUUUACAACAAGAUGUACACACGGAUUGCUCCUUACAUUGUGGGGAUGUUACUGGGCUAUGCACUACACAAGACAAACUGUAGGGUGAGGAUGUCUAAGGUUACAGUUUUGACUGGUUGGUCUGUUGCCAUAGCAACAGGAUUGUCUGUUGUAUACGGUCUCUAUGACUACUACUACCACAGUUUCAAUGCAUCCUUGGCAGUAAGUGUCAUUUACCUGGCCUUUAAUCGCUUUGCCUGGAGUGUUGCUCUUGCUUGGGUUGUAUUUGCCUGUGCUACUGGAUAUGGAGGGCUAGUAAAUUCUAUCCUGUCUUGGAGUGCGUGGGCUCCACUCGGACGUCUAACCUAUUGUGCCUAUCUCAUACAUCCAAUGAUUUUGGAAUUUUUCUUCUUCCAACCAUACGCUUACAUAGUAUCUGAUGUCAACAUGAUCUGCUAUUACCUCGGAUUGUUGGUCCUAACCUACAUGUGUGCCUACAUUGUAUCUAUGGCUGUGGAAGCUCCAAUGCUAGGUCUGGAAAAAAUCCUCAUCCCCCUCAUGGAAAAAGCUAUUAAUACACUGGUACGCUUCCUGCAAAGUUUUCUUCGUAGGAGGCCAGAUUAAGGUAUUUUUUGAGUGAAAUCACAUUGUAUU
Molecule: messenger RNA, 1608 nt
Organism: Ylistrum balloti
Lineage: Eukaryota; Metazoa; Mollusca; Bivalvia; Pectinida; Pectinidae
Product: nose resistant to fluoxetine protein 6-like
Exons: 11
Coding region: 1-1578 (525 amino acids)
Molecular function (GO): acyltransferase activity, transferring groups other than amino-acyl groups
Source: RefSeq, a predicted model, not a curated record